CUAACGCCUAUUUGCUGAUUAUUGAAUGCAGUUACAACAGUGUUUGGAAACACAGGUGUCUCUCGCCUCUUCUCUCCAUUUCAUCGAUCCGCUCCUCAGAGUGAAGAUCACAGUCCGAGACGCAUCUCAAAGUUUAAAGCUCUUAUCCACCGUUUACAGCUAUGGAGGACUGGGAGGAAGACGAGCAGAGCCCUGUGGUGAGCAACAUGAUAUUUGGGAAUGCUGGGAACUCCUGGAACAGUGGAAGCCAACAAAGCAGCUUUAAAAGCAUCAACGACAAAGAGGAAAGUCCUUGUGAAAAUGGUGAUGGUGGUUUUGGGACUCAAGGAGGCAGCAGGGGUCGGGGCUGUAGAGGAGGAGGUGCAGGCUUCAAGAGCUUCCGUUCAGAAUUUGAUGAAAAUGGAAAUGAAGAAGUUGAUGGUAGCAGCUCCUGGAAUAGUGGUGGAUUCAGGGGAAGUGGAGGCAGAGGACGAGGACGAAGAGGAAGAGGAGGAUUUAGGAAUUCCUUUAACUCUGACCGUGAUGAAAAUGACAACGAUAGAGGUUUUAAAAGUGACUUUAGUGGCAGAGGUGGGUGUGGGGCGAGUGGAGGGCGUGGCGCUUUCCGACAAGAUGGUGACAUUGAAGGCAGAAGGUCCUUUGGUGGAGGGUACAGAGGACGGGAUGAGGAGGUGUUUUCAAGAGGAUUACAGAAGGAUGGUGAGGAAAAAGAAGGUGGUACAUCUGCAGGAGCCAAGGUCAGCUAUAUACCCCCUCCACCACCAGAAGAAGAGAACGCAGUUUUUGCCCACUACGCAACAGGCGUCAACUUUGACAAGUAUGAUGAUAUCCUUGUAGAUGUAAGUGGAAGCAACCCGCCCAAAGCAAUUAUGACAUUUGAAGAAGCUCAACUCUGUGAGACUCUUAACAGAAAUGUCGCCAAAUCAGGAUACGAGAAGCCUACACCCGUUCAGAAGCAUGGUAUUCCCAUCAUUUCUGCCGGAAGGGAUCUUAUGGCUUGUGCCCAGACCGGAUCUGGAAAAACGGCUGCGUUCCUGCUGCCUAUUCUGCAGCAUCUCAUGAGCAACGCUGCGGCAAGCAGCAAGUUCAGCGAGGUGCAGGAGCCUGAAGUUAUCAUUGUGGCCCCCACCAGGGAACUCAUUUAUCAGAUUUACCUAGAGGCCCGCAAGUUUGCCUAUGGCACUUGUGUGCGUCCUGUAGUGGUUUACGGUGGCACAAACACCGGAUUUUCAAUCCGAGAAGUGUUGAAGGGUUGUAACAUCUUGUGUGGGACACCUGGAAGAUUGCUGGACAUUAUUGGGCGUGGAAAGGUUGGACUGAGUAAAGUGCGUUAUUUGGUGCUGGAUGAAGCUGACCGGAUGCUGGACAUGGGCUUUGAGCCAGACAUGCGAAAGCUGGUGAACUCUUCAGGAAUGCCUUCUAAAGAAGAGCGGCAAACCCUGAUGUUCAGUGCCACCUAUCCAGAGGAUAUUCAAAGGUUGGCAGCCUGUUUUCUGAAAGUGGAUUAUCUCUUCCUGGCGGUGGGAGUUGUGGGAGGAGCCUGCAGUGACAUAAAGCAGCUCAUCCUUCAAGUCACCAAGUACUCAAAGAGGGAGAAGCUGCUGGAGCUGCUGAAGACCACAGGGGCAGAGAGGACAAUAGUCUUUGUAGAGACCAAGAGAUAUGCAGAUUUCAUUGCAACAUUUCUCUGUCAGGAAGACGUACCCACGACUAGCAUCCAUGGCGAUCGGGAACAGCGAGAACGGGAGAAAGCUCUCAGUUACUUCCGGACAGGUCGAUGUCCUGUGCUGGUAGCGACUUCUGUCGCUGCUAGAGGUCUGGACAUGGAGCAUGUCCAGCAUGUGGUGAACUUUGACUUGCCCAAAGACAUUGACGAGUAUGUGCACCGCAUCGGGAGAACGGGCCGAUGUGGAAACACAGGAAGAGCCGUGUCCUUCUUUGACCCACAGUCUGACACUCCUCUAGCUCGCUCUCUGGUCAAAGUCCUCUCAGGGGCGCAGCAGGAAGUGCCUUCAUGGCUGGAGGAAAUUGCAUUCAGUGCCCAUGGUACCUCAGGGUUCAACCCACGUGGUGAAGUGUUUGCCUCCACUGACACUCGCAGGGGUGCAUCCUUCCUGAAGGACCAUACACCCCAACCAUCUCAGAGCACUGCUGUAGGACCUGAUGAAGACUGGGACUAAUUUUUUAGUACUUUUUGUACUUUUUUUGUUAUUAAUGUAUUCAGUUUAAAAGAGAUGUUUGUUUGUUUGUUUGUUUGUUUGUUUGUUCCAGAUACAGUUUAAGUGUGAAGGCAUUUGUUUUGAAGGAGGGAAAAUAGUUGUUGUUCCCCAGUGCUAAUAAAUUCACACAACAAAAGUUUUCCUCUGCAGUGUUGUGUAUUUUACAGGCUAUACUCUCUCAUUAUAGCGAUGCAGUUUUACUCACUGCAGUCUGUGAAGGUACAGUUUCAGGUACUGCUUCUUCCUCCAUACAAGGUACAGUUCCAUUGGGUACAAGAUAAAUAGGUUUGACACAGAAUC
Molecule: messenger RNA, 2519 nt
Organism: Hemibagrus wyckioides
Lineage: Eukaryota; Metazoa; Chordata; Actinopteri; Siluriformes; Bagridae
Product: probable ATP-dependent RNA helicase DDX4
Exons: 25
Coding region: 162-2180 (672 amino acids)
Biological process (GO): cell differentiation; gamete generation
Cellular component (GO): P granule; nucleus
Molecular function (GO): RNA helicase activity; ATP binding; RNA binding
Source: RefSeq, a predicted model, not a curated record